Molecule: messenger RNA, 578 nt
Organism: Paecilomyces variotii
Lineage: Eukaryota; Fungi; Ascomycota; Eurotiomycetes; Eurotiales; Thermoascaceae
Exons: 2
Coding region: 181-561 (126 amino acids)
Source: RefSeq, a predicted model, not a curated record
ACAUGAUCCCAUCGCCAGAUAAUGAUGAUGGCAUUCUUUUAAGCCCAGGGAACGCAAAGGUUCUCCCAGCUUUCAUUUUGUUGCUCACUAUGCGAAUUAUCAUUAGAUCGUUAUUGUCAUAAAACCUAGCUAUAUAUACAUAGCAUUCUCUACAAACAACAACGCCACCGAUAGAUAAUCAUGGGAACCAUUCUACGAGAAACCAAUCCACAAUCCCUAUCUCUAUCACUAUCACCAUCACUAUCACCACCACCCGGCUGGACAGCAAACCCACCUGAACUCGAGGACGACGAGUCCUUCUGGGCCCAAGACGACGCAGGCACACCCGGGUUCUAUCUCAUGUCUCGCCAAUUCGAAGAUCCGCAUCUGAUCAUGCGCACGACGCCGGAUAACGGGGUGCCGGAGUAUAUGUUUCGGUCUGGAGAGAAGUAUUUCUUUUGGAGUGAGAUCGAGGAUACGGUGUGGGAGGUGUUGGAGCCGAGUGGGUUAGAGGAGAUUAUGGAGAGGAUGAAGGAGGGAGGGUUUGGGAGGAAGGGGGUGAGGGUUAGGAGGAGGUUGUAGGGUGGUUGGAGGGGUUU